Messenger RNA from Zasmidium cellare ATCC 36951, 669 nucleotides. RefSeq lists its product as uncharacterized. The transcript is spliced from 3 exons. The record is from RefSeq and is a predicted model, not a curated record. Lineage: Eukaryota; Fungi; Ascomycota; Dothideomycetes; Mycosphaerellales; Mycosphaerellaceae. Gene Ontology annotation, cellular component: peroxisomal membrane. The coding region runs from base 1 to 669 and encodes 222 amino acids.
AUGGCCUCCUUUGAGCGCAUCAUUCUCGACCCCAAGUACAAACAGCCCCUCAUCCUCCUCAAAGCCAUCCGCAAUGGCGCCGUCUAUGGCACAAAAGUGCGCUUCCCCCACGCGCUGGUCAUGAUCUUCCUCUUCCGGUCCGGCACCAUCCAAGAGAAGGUCAAGAUGGUCUUCAGAGCAACGCGGCAACACGCCAUGAACCUCGCCAAGUUCGCCCUCCUAUACAAGAGCAGCAUGCUGGCGUUGCGCAACGUCAACGGGAAAGAGCAGCCCAUACACAGCUUCCUCGCGGGGCUCUUCGGCGGAUACUGGGUCUUUGGCCAGUCGUCGAGUAGCGUCAACCAGCAGAUCGUCAUCUACGUGUUUGCGCGCGUGGUGCUGGCGUUGGCCAAGCUGGCAGUCCAGCCACCCGGAGACAACGCGCUCGUGGGCAGCCAUUACGGAGGCCACGGCGGUAUCGGGGUCUUCAAACUGUCCGAGGACCAAGUCAAGACGAUACAAAAAUAUGCCUGGCCCGCGUUCGCCAGUAUCAGCUGGGCCGGCGUCAUGUGGUUGUUCGAGGGAUACCCCGAAACACUGCAGCCCAGUCUGCGCAGCAGCAUGACUUAUAUAUAUGCCAACUCGGAAAAAUGGGACUCGUCGAGGAAUUUCCUCUGGCACAACAAAUGA